AUGCUACGCCUCAAUGGAACCGACGGCAGGCCUUUCACCUUCCUCCUCACAGGGUUCUCUGGCCUCGGAGCUGGCCACGGGCCCUGGCUUUCCAUCCCGAUGUGCUUCUUGUAUCUCGUCGCUCUUUCCGGCAACUGCCUGAUCCUUGUCGUGAUCAAACUGCACCCCAGCCUCCAUGAGCCCAUGUACCUCUUCCUCUCCAUGCUGUCUCUCACAGACCUUGGCUUAUCCGUUUCCACCUUGCCAACGGUGCUUCAGAUAUACACCUUUGACUCCAGGGAAAUCUCUGCCGAAGCCUGCCUGGCCCAGCUUUUCUUCAUUCACACCUUCUCCAUCAUGGAAUCCUCUGUGCUUCUCGCAAUGGCCUUUGACCGCUUUGUCGCGAUACGUCACCCUCUGAGAUAUGUCUCGACAUUGACCAGAGUGAGGAUUGGGUACAUUGGGCUGGCCAUUGUCUUGAGAGGGGUGGGGCUUCACAUCCCGGCUCCCAUCAUGUUGAAGAGGCUGCCCUACUGCAAGAGCCACCAACUCUCCCAUUCUUACUGUCUGCACCCAGACAUGAUGAAGCUGGCUUGUGCAGACACCACCCCCAACAGCACUUACGGCCUCUUCGUUCUCCUCUCCACUCUGGGCUUGGACUCCAUGCUCAUAGUCCUGUCUUACAUACUGAUCCUCAGAACAGUGCUGAGCAUUGCUUCUCGGGAGGAGCGCUCCAAAGCCAUGAGCACUUGCAUCUCCCACAUCUGUGCCGUCCUACUCUUCUACACGCCACUCAUCAGCUUGUCCAUGAUCCAUCGGUUCUGGAAAAAGGCUCCUCCUCACACCCGCAUCCUCCUGUCCUACCUCCACUUCCUAGUCCCUCCGGUGCUGAAUCCCAUUGUCUAUGGCAUAAAAACCCAACAGGUUCGAAAGCAGAUAAUCAGGUUGUUCCGCCAAAAAAACUUGACAAGGCACAGGACGGAGUCUUUUUGCAUCCCUGUGCGUGUGUGUUAA
Messenger RNA from Euleptes europaea (tarantolino), 993 nucleotides. Its product is annotated as olfactory receptor 51G2-like. Gene Ontology annotation, biological process: G protein-coupled receptor signaling pathway. The coding region runs from base 1 to 993 and encodes 330 amino acids. NCBI's taxonomy places the organism in Eukaryota, Metazoa, Chordata, Lepidosauria, Squamata, Sphaerodactylidae. Gene Ontology annotation, cellular component: membrane. The transcript has a single exon. Gene Ontology annotation, molecular function: G protein-coupled receptor activity; olfactory receptor activity. The record is from RefSeq and is a predicted model, not a curated record.